Molecule: messenger RNA, 2060 nt
Organism: Ooceraea biroi (clonal raider ant)
Lineage: Eukaryota; Metazoa; Arthropoda; Insecta; Hymenoptera; Formicidae
Product: cilia- and flagella-associated protein 251
Cellular component (GO): motile cilium
Molecular function (GO): protein binding
Source: RefSeq, a predicted model, not a curated record
UAGAAAUUUCCAGACGGAAGUGUAAUCUUGUGUUACGUCAUCCGGUUGCAGUCGCAACUAGCAUAGAUACUCAUCCAGAGAGUAGUUAUAUAAUUGUGGGCGACUCGCAAGGUAACGUGUAUCUGUACAAUUAUGAAGAACCUAUUCUGAUAGUAUCCAAGAGCAUGCCGCCUCUUCCAAAUUUCCAGUCGAUUCUGGAGAGGCAGACAAUCAACGAAAACAUCAUUUACGUCACGUGUCCGCACAGCCACGAAUCCUUGAAAGCCGUCACAGCUCUAAAGUUCUCACCAAGAUGCGACAUGCUGGUGUGCGGUUUAGAGAACGGGGCGAUCUGGAUCCUGCAUCAUAUCACUCUGCAAGCCCUAGAUGAGAUACCGUACAAACAUUCCUCUACGGCCAUCAAUAAAAUCGCCUUCACGCGGUGUGCCGAAUACAUGGCUUACGCGGACAACGCGCUGACAGUGGUGGUAUUUAAGAGAAACGGCACUGCUUCCUCGACGGAGCACAACGUGUGGAAUUUGAUUGGAAAAUAUCACUCGCAUCAUUUGCCUAUUAGAGAUAUACUUUUCGGCCCGGCCGCAUCUGAUCGUGAAGCACCGCGUUUUUUCUCUCUGGGAGAAGAUCAAGAACUCAUUGAAUAUGAUCUCCUGCACAGGUUGAAUCGCACAUCCUGUUGCAUUAUUUUUAGGAAUCACACAAUAAUCUUAAUAGUUGUAACAGUGGCUUUUUGUAUACAUGAUUGUGUGCAUUUUCUAAAAUUUAAUUACAGCGGACCGUAUCCGGUGCCAGGGCUAAAGAUUUUACGCGUUAAUCGAAUUGAACAGAGCGCUAUUCCUCUCUGUUUGGCAUGGUACCCUCAAUCUGGUACUGAAAGAUUUCUCGUGACUGCAAAUUCUGAAGUAAGUGAUUCGUCUACAUCGAAAUCAAUGAAGUACAAUAAUAUAUUCUGCAAUAAUUAUAUUUGCAGUACAAGUACAAAAUCUUCAGUGAAGCUGCCAUGGCGAUUCGAGAUCUUAACAAACAAGUUUGUGAAUAAUAAGGAUUAUAUGGUAUUCGCCACCGACCGAGAGAUUGGCCUUCAACUACUACCUCUCGACGGUAAUCCUUACAAAAUCAUCGGUAUGACGGGUCAUCCGGAAAAAAUAACAAGUAUCUCCGUCAGCAACAAUGGUCAGACUUUGUUUACUACAGGCUAUAACGAUCCAUGUGUGUUAAUGUGGAAAAUUAGACACAGAUCUGUUGACACAAUGGCACGAUUAGGCGGGGAAGGACUCUCACCGUUUCAUUGCCUCAUCGAAAGUGGAAAAGAUGGAUGGCUCAUAAACGAGAUGAAGGAUCUGUUCUAUUACGCGCAGAUACUACAUCAAGGAGAAAAUACGACUGCUGCUAGAAUCGUCUCCGAUACCGUAGUCGUCGAACAGAUCUCAAAUCUCAUGCGAGCUAUCGGAUAUUAUCCAACUAAUGAGGAGAUAGAGAACAUCAUGGCAGAAGUGUGUUACAAGCAUUACGUGAAAACCGGUAGACUCGUCGACGAAGUUACCUUUGAAGAAUUCGUGCAACUCUACGUGAAUCAUCGACCAGCAUUUAAAGUCCGUAUGCGCCAAAUGAAGGGAGCUUUUCGUGCUUUCGUAAAGGAGAGUUUUGACAGUAUAGAAAAUCCCACCUUAACGCGGGAACAGUUCAUGAACGUUUUAUUUGGUGAAGCGAUAUCGGGCACUUUGAAAGAAGAUCAUAAACUUCUUGGUGAGCCAUUGACUUUGCAAGAGGCGUACACGUAUCUCAAGCUGCUCGUUCCUUCCGAUGAGAAACCUUCCGACGAUUAUCACCCAAUUCCAUCGCAAAGAUCCUUCGAUUUUCGUUUUCUCCCAACGAGAAUAUCUUACAAAGAUUUUGCCAUGGACAUCAUGGGCGUUGAAUUGCCGGGGGGAAACUAGGGCUGAUAAUUGAAGAAAUCAGCUUGACGAUUAAUCCCGAUAUAUCGCUGUACUCUAAGAGGCGUUUCAUAGUUAUGUACCACUGUAAACGAGUCCCAUUAAACGCAAGCGACAGACAAAGCAAAA